Molecule: messenger RNA, 957 nt
Organism: Naumovozyma castellii
Lineage: Eukaryota; Fungi; Ascomycota; Saccharomycetes; Saccharomycetales; Saccharomycetaceae
Gene: YRB2
Product: Yrb2p
Exons: 1
Coding region: 1-957 (318 amino acids)
Source: RefSeq, a predicted model, not a curated record
AUGAAUGGUACUGUGAACGACGUUGAAGGGAAAAAGAGUAAUAACUCUACACCAAUUAAGGAAACUAUAGAUGAUGUAAAUGCUUUGAAGAGGUCAAGAGAUGAUAAAGAGAAUGAGGAAGAAGGAGAGAUAGAGCAGAAUUCAAAUGAUACUAAAAAGAAAUUGAAGAUAGAACCAAGUUCUGAAACAAAGGAUGAUGAAGAAAAGACUAAAACUGAAGAAGAUAAGAAAGAACAAGAGAAACCAAAAUUUGUAUUUGGUUCAACAACCUCUUUUGGUGCCGGAUUCGGUGUGAAGACCUCAACGAAGGAGAAAGAAGAAUCAAGCAAAGAUAACAGUAAACCUUUUGCCUUUGGAUCAGGUCUUUCAUUUGGUAGCGGGUUUGGUGUCUUAAAGAAACCUGACGAAGAAGAAGAACCAAAAACUGAACAGAAGCCGGAAGAAGAAACAAAGACCGCAGAUAGCUCAGACACUAAAGAUGGAAAGGAAGAAUCUGUCAUCGAAUUACCCACAGAAAAGGAAUCAGAAAAGAAAAGUAAAGAAGCUACAAAAGAUGACGAGAAUGUUAUAAAAUUGACCAAAAGGGAAAUUAAAUCUGGUGAAGAAUCAGAAGUUUGCGUCUUCCAAGCAAAUGCAAAAUUAUACCAAUUAUCUGACCUAAAAAGUGGUUGGAAGGAAAGGGGUACGGGAAACAUUAAACUGAAUGAAGAUCCCAAUACAAAGAAAGCGCGGAUUGUGAUGAGAUCUCGAGGCAUUCUAAAGGUUAUUCUUAAUUUACCAUUGAUUAAAGGGUUUUCCAUUCAAAAAGGAUUUCCAGGUUCCUUAAAUGGUGAAAAAUUUGUGAGAAUAAUUGCUAUAGAUGAUAACAAACACCCUGUACAAUAUGCAUUGAGAAUAGGUAAGGAGGAAACAGCAUCGGAGUUAUAUGAUAAAAUUAUUAAUUUAAUACCUAAAUAA